This is a messenger RNA of Aplysia californica (California sea hare), 8041 nucleotides long. RefSeq names its product protein mesh. Gene Ontology annotation, biological process: cell-matrix adhesion. The record is from RefSeq and is a predicted model, not a curated record. NCBI's taxonomy places the organism in Eukaryota, Metazoa, Mollusca, Gastropoda, Aplysiida, Aplysiidae.
GCCACGCGUGAGAUCCGCGGGUAUCACUCCGCCUACAAGAACUUCCGCGCCUACUGGGUCUUCGUAGCCACCUGGGAAGAUGUUGGAUUUUAUGGGGCGCACAAGGAGGGACUGAAAAAGAGAAACACAUUCCAAGCCGUGCUGGUUCUGGACAGCACGGGCACGCUGUCGUUCGUUAUCCUCAACUAUGCCAAGAUCGAGUGGACCACAGGAUCCAACAGCCAGGGCAACCCGACCACCGGCCUCGGCGGGAACCCCGCCCAGAGAAUGUAAUGGACGUGAAGCCACUAGUGAAAAGGCACAGCCUGGAGCGAUGGGUGACCGGGGCGAAAGUGCGAGUGUCCUGGAGCGAUAAGCUGGACUUUAUGGAUGCUGCACGCUACAGGAUUGAGGUCCUGGAGUACAGGAUGACUGGCGAGGUCCCUGGGCUACUGACCGUGUUCUCCCAGGAGUCUCCCCGCAGCAGCAACGGCAAAUACGAGGUGGAAGUGCCCUCAGACUUCCAGGGCCAGGGAGUGGCGGUGGUCAGAGUGACUGCUUUGUCCUCACACUGUGGCGGGCUGGGUCCCUCCAUCUACUCCGACGUUUUCCCCGUUGAGUUCGCCAACUCCACAGACUCUGAAGCCCUUUGUUCCAGCUGGCUGGAGGCAGAGUCACGGUUGCCUCCCCUGAACGCGACGGGUCACUGCCCCUGCACGUUACGACAGGCAGAGGGAGACACAGCUCAGUUCAGCGUGGAUCCCUUCUGUAACGAGGAGUCUGAUUGGCUGGCCAACUGUAGAUAUCGUUCCCCCAAGGCCAGUGAAUGCAUCCUGCCCAACCAAGAAAUGACAUCGUCCAGUCGGUUCAUUUGCUGCUACGACAAAGACACGGGAGAGCUCCUCAACGCCCUCGACGGCUCCGGAGGUGGGACUGAAGAGCGCUACAGCUACCGCACGUCGCCGAGCAGCCAGAUGUCGCCGAGCAGCAUUCCGUACAUGAGUUACAUGUCGCAGGACGUGGCCCCGUACCUCCACUGCUGUGCCUUCUCCUCCAACCAGACACUGUGCGACCAGUACCUUCAGCUACGGAGGCCCGUGGGCUGCCAGGGUUACUCCACUCCCGCCGCCGCUCAAGCGGCGGGUGACCCACAUAUCGUAUCGCUUGACGGGCUCGGCUACACCUUCAACGGGGUUGGAGAGUUCUACUUACUCAGGGUCAAGGACACGGAGGCUGUGGUCCAGGUGCGGGCAUCCCCGGCGGAGGACGAGGAGGGCCGAGUCCAGAACGCGACCGUCUUUUCGGCGGCGUGCAUGUGCGCGGGCAACGAAUCGGACGUCCUGGAGAUUCAGCUGGACGCGCAGGAGGCAGGCGGCUACUCCGUCUUGGUCAACUCAGAGCCGUUGGAUCUCACCUCUUCUACUACCUCAAUUUUUUCCGACAUGUCUUUGUACAUAAACAGCAGCAGCAGCAGCAACAACACGGAGCUGACGGUUGUCAUGGACACAGUGGGUGUGUCUGUCCUGGUGGAGGUGACCCCUGACCUCCUCAACAUCAUGGUGAUUGCAGGCAGCCAGCUCAAAGGCCAACUGGAGGGUCUCCUGGGUAACUAUGACGGUGACAGCAGCAACGACUUGAUGGGCUUUGACGGGACGCUACUUGACCCAUCAGCCAGUAUGCGAGCCAUACACUACGGUUUUGGCAUGACGUGGGAGGUAAACGCCAACGACAGCCUGUUCACAGUAAUGGCUGCAUCAGUGUUUGACAACACGUUAGAGUUCCUAGCAGACGAUGAUGCAGCCUCGUCUACGGCCUACACGCCCAUCUUCCCUGAUGAGAUCAUGCAGCGAGGGCUUCGCAACGACACGAAGGAGAUCUGUGGUGAAAACGUGCAGUGUAUCUUUGACUAUGAGGUUACGGGCAAGGAAACCAUCGCCAAGUCAACCUUGAAGUUCAACGAGAAGUUUGAGGCCAGGAAAGAAGAGCUUCAGCCAGUUGUAAGGUGUCCCUACGUGCUGGCCAUUGCCAACGGCAACCGUACCUUACAUGGCACCAAAGUGGGCGACAACGUCACGUUCGAGUGCUACCCAGGAUUCCAGCUAAUCAGUGGGGAGGCGGUCAUUGAGUGUCAGAGCAAUGGGGAGUGGAAUGGUUUUCCUCCUGAUUGUGUCAAAGCCCCAGCAAAGAAGGAGGAGGACCUCCCGCUCUUGUACGUUGCCAUCGGCGCCGCGGCUGGAGGGUUUGUGGUGCUGGUGGUCAUCGUGCUGCUGUCCCGAGCGGCCUGCAAGAGGUGCUCGCACAAGACUAAGUUUGAAGCAGGCUCGGAAUUCGAUCACCAGAUUGAGCUUCCCAGCAUAUUCCCCAUCUCUGACAUUCCAAGCCCAGUUUUUGAGAACCCCGUUUUCAUGUCCAGCCUGCAGAAACUUAGUGAGAAAGGAACUUUCCAUAUUCCCCGGCCGACGUACGUGGAUCCCAAUAUCUACACAGAGUACUUCUAGGCUAGUUGUGAAGACGCAGUGAAUACUGUUCAUCUCAACCUAGUCUUACCUGAGCAACAGCAUGGAGAGGAGGUUCGCGUCUGUAGUCAGAUGUUGCUGCCCCGUUAUUGGAGAACCUGUCCCAAGAGCAGUCAUGUCUGCCACUCUGAGAAGCUCUGUUGCAAAGUCUGACAGAAAGAGUCAGCCUUGUCUUACGUUUUGGAAAUUAUUGUUGCAAAAUCUUGAAAAGUAGCCACACUGCAAUGUCAGUGCAACUUGAGUACAGGAAGUUUAGAGGUGCCAGCAGUUCUGAGUACUUAGAAUCUGCAUCGACUUUCUGUUCUUAGGAUGCUACGCCGAACGCUCAUCAUCUGUGACUUGCUGCAGUGAUCGUCCUGUUGCUUGAAGAAGUGAUCGUGUUGACUUGCUGCGGUGAUCGUGUUGACUUGCUGCGGUGAUCGUGUGGCUUGCUGCAGUGAUUGUGGUGGCUUGCUGCAGUGAUUGUGGUGGCUUGCAGCAGCGGUCGUCGUAUGGCUUACGGCUGUGAUCAUGUGGCUUGCACUGCAGUGACCUCUGCCUCAAGAGUACCUGAGAGAUUUGAAGAACUGUGUGGUGUGACAUCAUGGCCGCUACCCCAAGCACGCGGAGCUAGCGUAGAGAGCUCUCGUGCCACACACUUUAUCUAUAUCAUGAAAUAUAUCACCUCGCACAUUAUGUGCACCAAAAAAUGGGGUUGAGGGAAAAAAACAGAAAAAAACCUGACUGGUUGCCAGCAGCACCUACAGUCUUAAGGGAUGUCUUUAUCACCCCAAGCUCUUCUCAUGCCUGAUGGUCUUCCUUUUCCCCCCCCCCCCUUCCCCCUACAGUGAGGAAAACAAAAUGGAGGACUGUUCAUCUGGCUUUGUAUCCCAGCACCUAGUAGACCCUGGACUUCUUCUUAAGAACAAGUUUUUAAUUUUAUUGAUUGAACCUCUCACACCUGGACUGUGAAAAGGAUUUAACUUCAUUUCUGAAUGUGCUUAACAAUAAGCAUUUGACUGGAUUUUUUCCUAGAAAGCCGUAAAUUUGUGGAGGAUGUCUUUGUCUCCCUCAUGUGCGACCGUGAAGCAGACUUGCUAGACUUGUUACUACUUGACACCUCCAGGGAUGUUUAAAGUAGUAUCAGUCAUGAUUUUACGUUGCUGUUUACAGCAUAACAUGUUGCACAAGAACUCUUUUCUCACAGAGUCAAAUUAUGGCAGAGCAUUUAGUGGAUACUUUUAUCUUGGAUCAUGAAUGGAAGUGGAAUACAAAAUUUCUAUGACCCUGAUACACCAGUCAGGGAAUAUUUUCGUUUUUAUGUGUGUUUUGAGUUUUGUGGCCACCAGUUGGAAGUUGGAAGCUGAAGUCUGUAAGAUAAUGAGUCGGAACAUUUUAGUUUUGUGUCAGCUUUUGCGGAGAAUUGUAGUCAUAGAUUCCUGAGCAUUUGUUGUGUAUUUCUGGGCCCUGACUGUCUGAUACAAGAAUGGUUGAGUAGUAGUGUGGAUGAAAUGAAAGCAGUGUGGCUGCAUCUACCUAUUUAAAAGUGUAAACCACCUUAGAAUUAUACGCUGCUUGCAGAUAAAUGCCACUUCAUGCAGUUGAAAUGUUGCUCGAGUCUACAGCUGGCAUUUACUUUGAAUGGAUGUUUUAUUGAGAAAGAUUUGCUACUCAUUGAAAACUGUUCAUCUGAUUCAGUCGCACACAGCUGUAUGCCAUAAGUUUGCCAGGGCCUUUAUUGUUGGUCAUGCUGUGCACCCUGUACAAUCUGACUAGGUCUCUGCCAUUAAUUUCUGAAAAUCUGCCUUUAAAUAUAUUAUAUAUAUAAUAUAUAUAUUAUGUUUGUGAGUCUAUUCAGCCUGUGCAAAGUUUUUGAUGCCAUGUCUUUGUAAAGUAGUUGUACAUGUUUUCUAGUCAUCCAACUGCAUUCAAUUUCAUCUGAUUCAUGUUUUUGAGAUAGCUCAUUUGUGCCUUCAUUGUAUUUCGAGUUUUUAAUUACAUACUUAAUUGUUCUGUGAAAUUCUCCUAGUAGUCUUAAACUCAGUGAAAGGAUGAUUUACAUAAUUUAUUCCUGAUAUGUUACCAUUUCCCCCUUGUUAAACGCCUUUCAUGCUGGUUGUUUAUUGCUGAACCUUUUGAUUUUGUUUGUUUUGUAAAUAUGCCAAAUGUGAAUAUACUUGAGUUGUACUUGUCAUGUCUUCUGUAUCAAACCGCUGAGACAUGCAGUUCAUGUUCUGUCUUAUUACAAUCUACAAUCUUUAUCUUUGCCAGAACGUGAAUCUUUCUCGUUCUACUCCUACUGACUGUUUAAACAGAAGGCUCGAGGGAACUGUACGAGUGGUUUGAGAGAAAGGUACAGUGAUGAUGCUAAUGUAAGACCUCAUUCACGCUUCUUGUCCUUUCAUUUGGACCUGAAAAUUAAAUAUUCUGAGUCAGUUUAUUCAUUGUCUAAAACAUAACAUGAGCUAAUGGGUGAGUCGGGUUUGAUCAUGCUACUGUUGAGCAUCGGUACGCAUAAAUACAGACAUUAUUGUUCCUCGGAAUUGAUUUUUUUUCCUGAAACAGCAGCCGAGGGUCAAGGAAAAGAUAUUUACUAGCGCAGAGUGAUUACUUUACUUCUGUUUGGUUCUUGAAGUCAAGGAGACUUCUUUUGCUUUGGCUAAGUUAUUGGAUUAGUUCUUUUAUUCACUUUUGUUUGAAUCAGCAGCAUUGUGAAUGAAAGUGGAGUCAUGUCAGGAUGAUAGUCGACCAUCAGUGAAACAUUUGGCCUAAUCUAACCUUGGCCUUUGGAAGUGCUUAGCGUUUGGCAUAGAUGAUGACACAUAUGUGGUGUUAGGGAAUUUACAUACAAGACAAAAAUGUAAAUAUGUACCGGUAGUUUAUGUCGUGUAGAAUCACAUCAGAUAUACUGCAUAACUUUUAACUGGUUUGUGAGUGAUGUCUACUCAAAAUAAGACAUAAAUAUCAGUCAUGUCUUCCUGGUUUAAAAGGGAGAAAGCAGCUGUUUUUUGUUUUUUUAGUGAGCAGACGGUUACUGAAUCAUGCUGAAGUUUUCAUGAUUUUUAUUAGUCUAAAUAUUUAAAAAAUCUCGUGUAAACUCAAGUCACUGUUUCAAAAAAUUGCAUCUCUGAAGGCAAGAACAUGUGGCUUGAUCAGCUCAGAAUAAUGGAAUAGCUUUCUUCAUGGUGCUGGUCAGCAGAGGGCAAGCUACAUUUAUGCUCUGUUAUUUUUUCCCACAGUAAAAUCAUAAGGAUACUGUGCACACCUUGGAUGGAACAGAAGGGUUGAAAAAAUACUAAUACAGUAUUGUGUUCUUAUUUCUCAACACGAAGCAAAUGUUGAAAGAACUCUGAUGUACUUUUCAUUUCCUGUGUUGUUUCUCAUAAUGUUUUUGUUAGGAAAUUUGUUUUAUAAUCGGCCCUUUCACUCCUCUCCAGUUCCUGCUUUCUGUCCUUGUUUACGAAUGUCACAGUACAAUAAGGUCAUGGUCACAGGAACCAUGUUUCAUAGGACAGCCGAUUCCUGACUUUCUUUGAAGAGAGCUGCUUCAUUAAUUUUUCAAAUUUUAUUUGGGCGAAGGAAAAAGAUGAGGGAAAAAACUGAAGGGAGCUAGAAUGAAGAAACUGUUUGGGUCUUUUGAAAUCAAAAUGAUAUUAAUAAAGGAAGAGAAAUGGAAAUGUUACUCUGAACAAAUACCAAGUUCUAGCUGAGAAAAAGCUGGAGACAAAAAAAUAAAUUUAUGUGGUGUAAAUAUAAAUAAACUGGGCACUGAGAGGUCUAAAGAAUUUUCCGAGAUGCCCUCUAUGAUAUAUUAACGUUCUACACUAUACAGGAGCCAAGAGUGUGUAAUAACCUGUGAUUAUUUAAAAGGGAUAACAUUUAUAGAAAAACUGAGAAGAUAGAGGCAGAAGUUAACAAAGUGCUUUAAGUUUAUUUCUGUAUGCAGAAGAUAGAGGCAGAAGUUAACAAAGUGCUUUAAGUUUAUUUCUGUAUGCUUUGUUGUAUUUUUUUGUCUCCAUGCAUUUUUUGUGUCUUGCAAGGCACUGUCUGGUUUGUAUUCUCAGUUUUGUUUCUUUCACUUUUCUAGUCAGUUUCACUGUUGCCAUCUUAUUCAUAACUUUUGUUUUAAUGUAGCUUUGUGGUUUGUUUUGUUUGUUGUUUUUUUUAAUAGUUUUUCUUUCAGUCAGUUUGUAUUGUAGAUUUAUAAUACUUAGUGAUAGUCAGUAUCAAUUUAUUUGACUUGAAGUCAGUUUUUCUGGUCUUUUCACUGUCGCCAUGCAUUGUUCACAGUUCUGUUUUUACUGGUUAUUAAUAGUAAUCAUGUUUGAACUACUUUAACCUUAUUUACAUGCAUAUCCCACCUAUGAUGCUUUAUAACCUUUUGUAGCCAUACUGAUUUCUUUUUCCAACACCAUAACAUACGCAUCUUUCCUCCGCAUUCUGUCGGUCCUUCAGGCUGUUUUGUUUUUCACACUGUUUUGCCAGCUUUCUUUUCCUUCUCAGUUGCCUGUACUACAACCAGUCAAAAGAGCUGACACUUAAUUGUUUACCGUGUGUGAUAGAAUCAAAUGUCCUGGAGCUUUCUGUGAGAAUCUACAUGUGCAAUACGGUGCUUUCUAGUGGAGAUAUAGCAGGACUUUGUCAGGUCUGACUAUUUGCUUUGAUUUUUGUGGGAACUUAUGAAUGGAAUUACAAGAGUGAAUGCGUUUAUGUGAAUUUGUGGGGAGUUUCAUUUGAUCAGUAGCUGAUGGUGUGUGAGUGUGAUUAUCUAGAUCUAUAUUUAUGGCUUUGUUUUGUUCCCCCCCCCCAAAUCACUUUUUUUAUAGAGGUUAGGAUUGCACACUGUCACUGUUCAAUAAUUAUGAGUUCUUUGCAAAGAGCCAAUCAGAGGAAGUUAAUACUUAUUUAACCCUUUCUUGUUUACAUUCUUUGCUUUAAAAAAAAGGCUACCCAUUUGUUCAACAUCUUGUGCACUUGACAACUUUUUCAUGAUCAAAAUUGUUUCGCUUUUGAUGAGAGUGAAAAUAAAUUGGUAAUUGCUGGCGGGGGAGUCUCACACCCUUUCCUCCUCAGAAAUAAAAUCAAGGUUACAGCUUAAUGCCUGUGAUCUAUUAUAAUUAUAGUAUUGCUGAGCUUACGAUACAGGAUAUUCUGAUGGAGAAAUAUGUUCUGUGUCAAGCUGAUUUUGGCCAGGUUGAACACUAGUGAUGCAUUUUUCAUUGGGUGGUUUCGUAUGGGUAGAACUUGAAAGGGUUGAUGCAAAUUUGUAUAUAUUUUUUUCCCCAACUGGGUAUUUUGAAGCUGAACAUAGCCUAUUGAAAUUCUUUGGAUUAUAGUGUGCAUUUGGGCAAAUAUCAUGUGAUGUUUCGAAAUCAUCUUUGUAAAACAAUAGAGGUGGGGUAGGGGUAAUGUUAAAGUUGUACUAGUGCUCUUUGUUUUUGUUUUUUUGUUCUCUUCCUUCGCUACAAGAGUUUUUUUGUCUAGUAGUUUGGGACUAACGCAAUGGCUGAAAAACCGUUUCCCCUUGUAAAAAGUUUCAGUAGAAUGCUUACAGGUGAAAAAAAAAA